AUGUAUACCCACACACCAACUAUCGCCAACAUCGAUUCUUCUCGACCGGAUCCCCAGGAGGCUGACGUCCUCCCAUCGUCCACCAUGGCGAUCGCCAUGGGCUGGAAGAAGCCCGACAAUGUCGCAGGCACAGCAGCGCCAGCUAUCAUGGUCGGCCUGUUUGUUGCAUCUGGCGGAUUGCUCUUUGGCUAUGACACUGGAUCUAUCAACGGCAUUCUCGACAUGAGGCCCUUCAAAGACCAAUUUUCAACCGGCCGCCCCGAAGCGGCCGGCCUUUCCCUUAGCCGACUCCGACGCCUCGACAUCACGCAUCCCGCCCUCAUUGACGAGCUUCAAGAAAUAGUGGCCAAUCACGAAUAUGAGCUGACUCUCGGUCCGGAUACCUAUAUGGAUGUCAUUCGUGGCAGUCCCCAUCUAGGACGACGAACCCUGACUGGAUGUGUGUUGCAAAUGCUUCAGCAAUUGACUGGCAUCAACUUUAUCAUGUACUACAGCACCACCUUCUUCAAGGGGGCUGGUGUCGACGACCCUUACACGAAAUCCGUCAUCAUCAACGUCAUCAACGUUGUCUCAACCUUCCCUGGCCUCCUCGUCAUCGAGUCAUGGGGUCGUCGCAAGCUCCUAAUCGUCGGGGCCAUCGGCAUGGCAGUCUGCCAACUUCUCAUUGCUUCCUUUACUACUGCGGCCGGAGACGGCGACGAGCUGCAAAAGAUUGGCCAGACUAUCCUCAUCGUCUUCUGCGCCAUCUAUAUCUUCUUUUUCGCGGCCUCUUGGGGUCCCGUCGCGUGGGUUGUAACCUCGGAAAUCUAUCCCCUCAAGGUUCGUGCUAAAGCCAUGUCUAUAUCCACGGCCUCCAACUGGCUUCUCAACUUUGCCAUCGCGUAUGGCAUCCCAUUCAUGCACAGCAUCGUCAAGCUCAAGUACGACAAUGAUCGCGCCGCCGCCUGCUGUUUUACCAACUAA
Molecule: messenger RNA, 963 nt
Organism: Parascedosporium putredinis
Lineage: Eukaryota; Fungi; Ascomycota; Sordariomycetes; Microascales; Microascaceae
Source: the annotation of a GenBank genome assembly